CUUCUCGUUUGCCGCCGCCGCCACCGUAGCAGAAGCGGCAUUCGUUGUGUUGUCAUCGUCGUGGUGGUGGUGGUAGUCGUCGUCGUUGUCGUCUUGUGGCCUUCUUGAACAACGAGCGGUUCAAAACAACACAGUGUUGUUUCGCUGCUGCUCAAACCGCUAGUGGAAGUGUUUUCUGACGACACGGAGCUCUGGCAGCAAGCAUAUCACUCGCUGUGUUGAGAGUUAGAGGUUCGACGUAUCCCGGUGCUGCAUCGGUAUUGAAAGUCGCGCCUACGGACCACAAACUUGUGUUUCGUAUCUCGCGAGCUAUUGGCGGACAGAAAAUAGCGACAGGCUACCGCUAGGGUCGGUGUUCCGAAAAAAACGUGAGGCAAAACACUGCUCAGUGCAAACACGCACGCGCCGACGACAUGGAGAAACGGAUCGAGCUUGAAAAACGUGGACGCAAGCCCGAGAAGGUGGUCGAUUUGAAUCUGGACAACGCACGGUCUACCAGCAUCGUUGGACUGACAAGCGACCUUGUAAACUUACGCACUCUCAGCCUGAACAGCGUCGGUCUCACCUCAUUGAAAGGUUUCCCCAAGCUACCAAAGCUCGAAAGACUAGAACUCUCCGACAAUCGUAUCUCCGGGGGACUGCAAGCGUUCCACGGAUCGCCGCUACUGACGCAUCUUAAUUUAUCCAACAACCGGAUCGAGGAUUUGGAAACAGUUAAACCUUUGGCUGAACUCAAACAGCUUCGCAUCUUGGAUCUGUUCAACUGCGGAGUGACGAGUGUUGAGGGUUAUCGAGAGAAAAUGUUCGCCAUGUUGCCUAAUCUGAAGUACUUGGACGGCUACGAUAUGCACGAGAAUGAAGCUUCGUCGGACGAGGGUGAGGAAGAUGAUGAUGAUGAUGAGGCCGAUGAGGAAGAAGAAGUCGGGGACGAAGAUGAAGAGGAUGAACCCGAAGGCGCGGACGAAGAGGACGAGGAGGAAGAUGUAGGUCUCGAAUAUCUUGAAAAGGAAGAUAUCGAUGAGGACGAUGAAGCCGACUACGAACCCGGAGACAAAGAAGGUUCUUCGGCAGCGGCUGGUGACGAUGAUGACGAUGAGGAGGGAAGUUCCGAUCAACCUGCGAAAAAGAAGAAGAAAUCUGAAUAGACAUCAUCCAAUUAGUGUGACUGACCAUUUCCGCUACUACAACAUCAACAAAAACCCAGCCUACCACAUCAUCAUUGAUUCUGAAGUCACAACAAUUAUUUCUCAUCGAGGGCAUUGAAAUUCGAAACACCUAUCAGGAAAAACCUCGAUGACCUUCCACAAACGCCUCAAAUGUACCCCGCGGCGGAUGCUUCGAGGGAAAGCGCCAUUCGAGGGAAGUUUCCGUCAUCUUGUGAAGAUUAACAGACAACGACCGAAUGACUGACUGAGUGAUGGACGCCGAGUCCAAUCAUUCUGGAUCAUCAUCUUCAUCAUCUUUAUUAUAAAUAUUAUUAUUAUUAUUAUCACUAUUGUCUACAUCCACAACAACAACAACCAACAACAACAACAUCAACAACAACAAGGCAUAUCUUGCUGGUAUGUCGGAAAACGAGGCAUUUUUUCUUCAUCGAUGCAUCUAGAACGUAAAUUAGAGUGAAGGAAGAACAGCGAGAGCUGAAGAGAAGAGACCACGACUCGUCCAAGGACGAGUUUCGCAAGCAAACCCAAAAAUAUUCCACAUCGAGAUCAUAGCAUUCGGCCAUACCUCCGAGGGCUUUCCGUAUGUAUCCAACCAUGCAUAUGUGAGGAGCUGUAAGAAGAAAACUAGAAACCGAUCGAGAUAAACGGCGAUUACAAAACUACUUAGUCAAUUGAAAACCCAUCAUUUCUCAACGAGCAUCCACAGUAGUGAUCUACCUGGCCCCGUCAGUGUUCUCGUAUCAAAGGCAUCGGCUCUCGCAGGAUGAGCCGCGGUAGCACUGAAAUGGUUGCAUCAAUGUCAGCGAGAAGAGAUCGAUCUCAGAAGAUGGAGCGCAAAAGGAGCGGUUUGAGAAAGCUUGCCUGGACAAGGCGAAGUCCCGCGUUGUACAGAGGAUCAACAUCUUUCUUCGGCGACGGAUGAGCAGGAUUCCACUGGCCUACGAGGACCGCGAUCGCAACGGGGAGAUGAAGCCUCGUUGGCCUUCUUCUGCGGGGGAUCGUGUGCGAACUGUGUAAAUUGUGUAUCGAGUCUGUUUUCAUUUCAUGGGAGACCCCCGUAAGCAGGAUAUCUACAGCUCAAUCCGAAUACGUCUCACAGCAACUCACUAGUUUUUGUCAGGCUCAGACUUCAACUUGCAGCUUCCACUUCUGCUGCUACUGCUCUAUUACAUGAUAUUAUGGUGAAUUGAAUGAAAGGUUU
Molecule: messenger RNA, 2367 nt
Organism: Galendromus occidentalis (western predatory mite)
Lineage: Eukaryota; Metazoa; Arthropoda; Arachnida; Mesostigmata; Phytoseiidae
Gene: Mapmodulin
Product: acidic leucine-rich nuclear phosphoprotein 32 mapmodulin
Exons: 6
Coding region: 414-1145 (243 amino acids)
Cellular component (GO): nucleus
Molecular function (GO): histone binding
Source: RefSeq, a predicted model, not a curated record